This is a messenger RNA of Dicentrarchus labrax (European seabass), 580 nucleotides long. RefSeq names its product lactose-binding lectin l-2-like. The transcript has a single exon. The record is from RefSeq and is a predicted model, not a curated record. Lineage: Eukaryota; Metazoa; Chordata; Actinopteri; Moronidae. Gene Ontology annotation, molecular function: signaling receptor activity. Bases 92 to 580 code for a protein of 162 amino acids.
UAGCUUUUGAAUUCUUUAUGCAAUUUCUUGAUAACGUCCAGCAUUGCAGAUCAGAUACUCUGAAGACUUAGACUGAGACUCUGACGCCAACAUGUUGUUGUUCCUCUGCUUGUUUGUUCUCACUCUGGGUGCUGUGUCUCCAUCAGAUGUCCAUCCAGUGAAGCUGCAGCGCGGCAACUGUCCCAUGUUCUGGUGGAGCUUCAAUGGCCGCUGCUACAAGUACGUCGCCUCACGUUUGACCUGGGCUGAUGCAGAACUCUACUGUGUGUCAGAGGGAGCCAACCUGGUGGCUAUCCACAGUGUGGAAGAACAUAACUUUGUCAAUUCCCUGAUCAAUAACUUUGACCCUGCCCGAGGAUUUACCUGGAUUGGAAUCAGCGACACUCAGAAAGAAGGAGGAUGGAUGUGGUCUGAUGGGUCUGCAGUUGACUUUGUCCUUUGGGAUGCAGGACAGCCAGACAACGCUGGAGGACAUGAAAACUGUGGACACACAAACUAUGGCCCAAAAUUUAAAUGGAAUGAUUAUCCGUGUUCUAAGCUAUUUACUUUUGUUUGUGAAACUCGCUUAGUUUGUCCUUAG